Messenger RNA from Danaus plexippus (monarch butterfly), 1140 nucleotides. Its product is annotated as nuclear receptor-binding factor 2. Bases 155 to 955 code for a protein of 266 amino acids. The transcript has 2 exons. Lineage: Eukaryota; Metazoa; Arthropoda; Insecta; Lepidoptera; Nymphalidae. Gene Ontology annotation, biological process: autophagy. The record is from RefSeq and is a predicted model, not a curated record.
UUACUUGUCAAUUGUUGCAAAAUAAAAAUACACUACAUCAUUUGUAAAUAAAUAUUAUCUGACUAUGCCUUAAUAUUCAUUAAGUUGGUUUUAACUUUGUACAUUUUUGCAACAAAGCUCUUUUGAAUGUCUUUCAAAUUUUCUAUCAAUUAGUAUGGAUUCUCAUCCUCUUAAUUUGGCUCAUCAGCAACAUAGACGAGCAGAGGCCCAUUUGAAAUACAAUAGAUAUGACGAGGCCAUGCAAUGUCAUCACAAUGCUGCUGAGUUAUUACUAGACGCCAUGAAAUCUACCACGUCGUCUGUUGCUUUAGAAUCAAUCACUUUACAACACAGCUACCAUCUUAAACAAAAAGAUUUGAUAAAAAAUAAGAAAGAACAAUAUGCAAGGGUAAAAAAAGCACUUGAUAACAUUAAAUUGUUAAGUAAAGAUCCAGAAUUAAACAUUCAAGACAACAACAUUCUAAAGUUGCAAGUAGCCAUAUAUAAGAAUUUAAAAGAAUCGGAGUCUUUAUUUAAUAUUUUAAUAUCAAGUAAUGAAUCUAAAGAAAAAGAGGUUGAUAUAAAUAAAGAUGAUGUAGAUGGAACAAAAAUUGUUCCCACCCAAGAAUCAGUCAUUGAGGAACUGAAAAUUCUAAACCAAAAUUUUAAUUCCAUGACAGAGCAAAUGGUUCUCCAAAGUGAAUUAUUGAAGGAUGAAAACACAAUACUCAAAGAAAGAGUUAGUUAUUUGGAAAAAGAAAGGCUGAAAUUCCUUAAUAUCCAAUCUCAGGAUGUUUCAAUUGAUAGAAAUGAGUUUUCUGCACUUAGUAUGUUGACUGAAGGUUUCAGCAAGGAGCCAAGUCAGACAGAGUCGACAGGGCUGUCAAAUAAACCAUUUAAUGUCUCGCCUUUUGAGAGAGUUAAUCAACAUCCUCACUUUGAUUUGAGCGCCCUGAAGGAUGAUAACAUAGGCUGAAAAUCUUGAUUUGUGUUAAACAAGGUGAGAAUUAUGUUGCAAAAGUUUGGGUAGAUAUAUUGAAGUCACUAAAUGUAUUGCAUUUAUAUUGUUGAAAUAAUAUGCAACGAUCUUGCCUUCUUUUUAAAAAGUGUCUAAGAUGUCAUUGUAAAUUGUACAUUAACUCCGACCGUUACAUUUGAACA